Molecule: messenger RNA, 957 nt
Organism: [Candida] anglica
Lineage: Eukaryota; Fungi; Ascomycota; Pichiomycetes; Serinales; Debaryomycetaceae
Source: the annotation of a GenBank genome assembly
AUGUUGAGAACCCCAGUAAAUACCAUCAGGUUGUCAAGUCGCCGUGCCUUGAGUGGAUCCCGCAUCGUGGCUAACAAGGAAACCAUAGAAACCCCUUCUAAACUUGCCAGUACAUCAUCAUUACCAAAAAUUGAACAAAAUUUAUUGAAGAAAUCUCCAAGACAACCUUCUAAAAAGUCACCAUUCCUUUCAUCAAAUGUUAUUGAAUCUGAUCCAAAUUACAAAAUGGCCGGUUGGAUGCAACAAAUUGGUCAAACCGUUAUUCGUGUAUUCAAUAUUGAUAUGGAUGCCUCAAGAUCAGGACCAGUAGCUGGAUCUAAAUAUUAUGGUGAAUGUAAGAAACAAUCCCUUUAUUAUCCAAAUGAACCACUUUCAGACUCUGCUAGAUUCUAUUAUGAAACCUUAGGACUCCCACAAUCAUUCUCUCAAUGGUUCCAAAUUACAACUUUACAUUAUUGGAUUUUAACUGUUCGUAUGAGAGCUAUGCCAUUUAAAUAUGGUAAGAAUUAUCAACAAAAAUUAGUUGAUAGAUUUUUUAAAGAUAUGGAAUUAAGAAUGGCUGAAGAAUUAGGUAUUAAUUCAAACAGAAUUAUUGAAGGAUAUUUAAAGGAAUACCAUUCUCAAUUAUUGGGUUGUGUUUUAUCUUACGAUGAAGGUCUUCAAACUGAUGACAUUACCUUGGCAGCUGCUCUUUGGAGAAAUGUCUUUAAUGGUGACCCUAACGCUGAUAUGAGACAUAUUGAAGCAUUAUUGGGACAUGUUAGACAACAAUUGUACGUUUUAAAUAAAAUGUCUGACAGACAAUUUGGAUUUGGAGAUUUCGAAUUUGUUCCUCCAAAUGAAGUGGUUACACCAUUGACAAAAGCUCAAGAAGCUGAAUUGGCUGCUGCUGUAAAGAAAUCUUACGAAGGUAAAACUCUUCCUUCUCAAAGAAGUUCUUUAAGUUUAGACGAGUAA